AAAAAGUCAAAUCCAGAGAGAGCAUGAAGUGACCCCCCCCCCUCGGGGUAUCGAGACAGCUGAGCACGGUGAAAGCCUCGUCUUCCCCUCUCGCCUUUCUUCCUCCUUCUCUUCGUUUCUCUGUCUGUUGAAUGGAGUAUUGAAUGGAGAACAGAUCUCUUUUUUCUAGGAAAAGGCACAAAAGGACAUGGCUGCGGCUCCCUUUCUCGGGAGGUCAGACACCCUUUGUCGCGGGCAGUGAAAAUCGAGCAUGCAACCAGCGAAGGCAGGUCUUCUUUUUUCAGUGAGGCCGCGCGACAAAGGAUUUUUUUCGAGGAAUUCGUCUUCUCUGCCAGACCAUUCUUCGAAAAGUCGUCUUCUUGGCCAGCGAAGACCGCCUUCCUCCCCGCGGUCGCUGAAGGCCUUUCUGGAAGGUUCUCUCGGCCCAAUACUUUGGCCGCUGUCGCGGCUUCCAUCUCGCCGCUUCUGAAUUUACUUUCUAGAAACAGUCUUCUCGUUGUUCAUGAGCUUGUCUCAGGAGACCAUCUCUCCUGCGAAUUACUCAUGUAGAUAUUGUCCGUUGUGUUUCCUGUGUCUCUUCGUCUCCCUCUCGGUAUCUCUCCGUCCUCUUCUAGUCGUCUGUCACCAACUUCUUGCCUCCCCUCUCCGUGUCUCGCGUUCUUUCUCCCCGUUCUCUCCGACACUGCCCGCCUUUUCUGUUCACCAGCUUCCUUCUUCUUGUCCGCUGUCCUUGAGCUCCUUCUCUCCUCUGUUCUCCUGGGCUUUUCUUCCUCUCGCUUCUCUUCUGUUUCUCUCUUCUCGCUGGAACGAUGGCAGAUCCGCCAAGCCUCUCUUCCUCUCCUUCAGUUUCUGCCUCGACUGCGUCUGCGGUCUCCUUUCGCCUGCGUCCCUCUCCCCUUCUCUCUGGAAAGAAAAAUCCUCGUCCUCCUCUCUCUGAAAGCUUCCCCUUUGCAGCAGCAGAAGAAGAUGAUGAAGAUGAUGAUGAGGAUCAAGGUGGAGAAGAGGACCGCGAGAAGUUUCAGGCGAGACAACAGACUAAAGAAAGAGCGGAGAGAGAGGAGGGACAAGCGAAGAGGGAAGAGAGUGGAAACGAGAAGGACGAACAGCACAGAGAAGAAAACAAAGAAGAAGAAGAAGAGCAACAGGUAGAAGAAAAGGCAGAAGAACACGAGGUAGAAGAAGAGGAAGGACAACAACAGGUUGAGGUGACGGAGUCGCAGAAGGAGGAGAAGAAAGAAGAUCCGUCGGAUUCUCUUGGAGGACGAGCUUCAGUCCUUUUUGUGAAUGAGGAGGAGGUUCAGGAGGAAAUUCGCCUCCUCGAGUUCCAGGUGUCAUCAUCUCUCGGUCCAGCUGCCGUCGCUGUGGAACGGAGAAGGAAAGUACAGAACGGAUAUGGAAGAGAAAACGCGAGCGCAUGCGGGCGAGAAGCUUCGGAUCGAGGCAGCGAGGCGCUUCUGAAUUCUGCAGGAAUCGUCGAAAUGCUGCUGAAACAUGACAAGUUCCGUGCGCGUCCAAAGCUUGUGUUCCAGAACGGCGAGUACAGACAGGAGGAUCCGACGGAAGACGAACUCGCUGCAGACCUGGCGCGACUGAUGCGCGACUCUCCGCAUGUCGUCCUUGAGAGACACGGGGCCUGCCUCGAAGCGGAGCAUCUGCGGUUUUUCAAGGAGAAUUUUGCGGCCUCGCCUGAAGUUCAGUUCUACGUCAAGUCGCUCUCGGACAAGUCCUCUCUGGGACAAAGCGAAAAGACGGCGGCAAACAGACGCCUGGCGAAGAUGCGGCAACUCGUCGCUGACGGAGACUUUUUCUCGGAGGCGGCCAUGCAGGCCAGACAGCCUGCUUUGUACCACGAGUUCCUGGGGCGUUAUACGUCGAUGCCGCAUGCGACGCAUGCCUCUUCACCUUCUUCUUCACCUGUCUCUUCUUCGUCUUCGACUUCGUUUUUGCGGCCUUUUCGCGCUCCGGGGGGCUCGGCUUCUACGCAGCUGCCUGCAGCGUCCAGUCCCCAGGAACCUCAGCAGAACGAGGGAAAAGACUUCUUUUCUGCCCAUCCGCGCUCGCUAAGUUCUUGUCUUCUCAGCGCCAUGGAUAGCCGCAUGCUGCGGCGCCAGGUGCAGGAGGAGCGCGACCGCUGGCGAAGGCAAGACGAGGAACUUCUCGCCAACAUCGACGGCGGCAGGGCGUUGAAGACGCUUCGAGAGGAACGGGAAGCUCGCAGGCUCCAGCGCUUUCUUCAGAGAGAAGAACACCGCGAGAGACGAGAAGAUGAGGAGGAAGAGAGCGAGGGCAUCGAUAGCGACUUGGAGACUGAGGAGGACGAAGAAAGCACUGACAAUGUCAACGGAGAUCAUCCAGGAGUCGCGCCUGCUGGAGGGAAGAGACGCAGGCGAUUCGUCGACGCUACCACUUACGCUCAGAAACAAGACGACUUCCUUCUGCUCAUGCAGGAGAACUUUCUUGCAGGUCGCGAUGCGCACUACAUCGACUACAAAUCCAUUGACCAAGAUGAGGCGCUUGAUGAUCUCCAGGAGGUGGAUCGCGACGCGGAAGAAAAGUACUUUUGCGGCGAAGACGAGCCGACGGAGACAGACGCGGAAAAACGACCACCGGCUUGAGGCACCUGGUUGAGAAGGAAACAUCGUUUUGGACGCGCAAAAGAAAUCUCUGCAGGCAUCGAGGAAUUCGAUUCAGUUGUGGCUGCUCCCGUUCUCUGGCGGGGAGAGAGCACCUGUUCGUGGAUUUCUUGGUUUCUUCUCCUUGAGAGACUCGCUUCUCAACUGCGUUUCGUGAGGAUUCUUUUCUGUCAAGAAAUUCAUGGGAGGCCUCCAGUUUUCCGACUGCGCGUCUUCGACGCGGCUCGUGUCACCGACCUUCACCCCAACAACUCGCCUAG
Toxoplasma gondii ME49 is the source of this 2893-nucleotide messenger RNA. RefSeq lists its product as hypothetical. The transcript has 10 exons. The record is from RefSeq and is a predicted model, not a curated record. Lineage: Eukaryota; Apicomplexa; Conoidasida; Eucoccidiorida; Sarcocystidae. Bases 810 to 2615 code for a protein of 601 amino acids.